UGGGGAGUUUUACACAGCAUACAAAAGGGAAGUUAAAUGAUUGAUACUCUCACAUCCAUGAAUAACAAGGUUCCAGCUAAUUACUGUUUCGAUAAAAGCAACGUUAGUCUUACGACUCGUGAGAUCACGAUUAUCUCUCUUCCAUGUCCAUAACCCUCGACGACCGUGACUUUAGUUUCACUUAUGACGGUUCAUGGUUUCAGGGCGGUCAAGCGGGAUUCGAAUACGAUAAUACUACCACAGGAACGAAUACGGCAGGUUCGAUGGCCUUGUUCAAUUUUUCUGGUGUCAGUGUUAGCGUCUUUGGUACCGUCGGUCCCAUCAAUUAUGCGGGGCAAGAUGUGGGAGCCCCGAUCUCAUCAUACCAGGUUGAUGAUCAACCUGCAGUGACUUUUACAGCUCCUGCACAAGGAGGAACUCUGUAUCACUACAACUUUUUUACUUCUCCAACAUUGGGCAAUGGUCCACACCAAUUAAAAAUCACCAAUCUCAAUCAGAGCAGCUAUCUUUGGCUUGACUAUGUUCAGUAUACCCCGUUGUCAGCGACAUCACCUAGCCCGUCAUCUCCGGCAACUACCAAUAGUCAACAACCCAUCCAAAUAUCAUCUUCGACUACUUCCGAACCUCUGACUAACACAUCGACAUCGUCAUUGCCAGUCCCUCAGACUGCAGUACAAACUACCAAUAAAAACAAUGCGCCAGUGAUUGGAGGUGUGGUCGGAGGGGCAGUACUGGUUGUGGCUGUACUGGCGCUGAUUUUUUACCUGCGGAGACAACGCAAUGCUCAAGCAGUAGUCGGAGAAACAAAUGUGGACAAUGCUCUCAACCCUUUCGUAUCUCAGGUUCGCAGCAACCACCCCUUCUCGAUCACGUCGAACGCGUCUCUCGUUGGGCUCGGUGAUUGGCCCCGUUCAAACCGUCCCCAGUCUUCUGUUGUCCCACCAUCUGUCGUAGGCAUUUGGAAUGUGAGUCGUGUUGAGGACUUGGAGGCCGAUACUUUCUUCCCUCCCCAGAUAGCCAACGAGGAACAAGUCUACCUACAUGAAGACGGUGGUGUCCGUAUAACUGGUGGUCCGUUCCGCGGACAGGUGGACAUUCCUCCCGAGUAUCGAGAGUACUUGUGAUUAAUUUGCGUAGUCUUCACAAUGAUUUGUCCGGCAGAUGCAUUCACUGUCCUGCCAAAAUUCAGACUCCUUAAAGUGCUGCCGUACACUUUAAUUCAGCAUCAAGGACCUCUGAUUA
Suillus subalutaceus is the source of this 1242-nucleotide messenger RNA. RefSeq lists its product as uncharacterized. NCBI's taxonomy places the organism in Eukaryota, Fungi, Basidiomycota, Agaricomycetes, Boletales, Suillaceae. The transcript is spliced from 4 exons. The coding region runs from base 144 to 1124 and encodes 326 amino acids. The record is from RefSeq and is a predicted model, not a curated record.